Molecule: messenger RNA, 2553 nt
Organism: Lycium ferocissimum
Lineage: Eukaryota; Viridiplantae; Streptophyta; Magnoliopsida; Solanales; Solanaceae
Product: QWRF motif-containing protein 2-like
Exons: 7
Coding region: 322-2226 (634 amino acids)
Biological process (GO): centrosome cycle; spindle assembly
Cellular component (GO): nuclear microtubule; centrosome; cytoplasm
Molecular function (GO): microtubule binding
Source: RefSeq, a predicted model, not a curated record
UUUUUUAUCACUUCAAAAACGCGGUACGACAAUUAUGCUCGCAAAUAUUUCCUUCAGGUCCCACUUUCUCUCUCUCCUCCGCGUAAGUAUAUUUUCGCCGGCCGUUCGUAACGGUCAUAUUUGCCGGUAUCUUUCUCUCUCUAAAAACUACUAAGCAAUAAUCUCUACUCAUUAAUACACCCAUUAUUAAUUCAGUUGUAGUAGUAAUCUUCGUAUUUUGCACUCAUAAUUACUCUAUAAAUUUCAGCCGAAUUUUUUGAGAAUUAGGGUUUUGAAAGAGAGUCAUAAUAAUUAUGUGAAGAGAAUUGUGAGAGAGUAGCAAUGGUGACAAAGCUGAAUUACCAGAAUAAUCCUAAAAGACCACCAUUGUUACCUUCAGAAGCUGAGAAUAAUGGACCACAACCUUCUAGAAGAUUACCGAAAUCUAGAGAAAUUACUUCACGUUACCUUUCAACUUCUUCUUCAUCUUCUAUCUCAACGACGUCGUCUUCAAACACUUCAACUAGUACUACUUACUCUUCGUCUUCCAAUCGUAGUUCAUCACCGAUGCUGACUAGGAUUCCGGUUCGAACACCGGUUCGGGAUUCCGUUUCGGUUAAAAGGUCACAAUCGGUUGACCGGCGACGACCGAUGACGCCGGUUCAGAAUUCCGGUUCAGUUAAGCAGGUAUUAAUGAAUUCGAGUAGUAGGAGUUUAUCUGUAUCGUUUCAAGGUGAGUCUAUUUCUAUACCUGUAAAUAAGGCAAAGCCUGCUCCGGCGACUGGUAGUGUAAGGAAAGGUACGCCGGAGAGGAAGAAAAUGACGUCGGAUUUUGUUACACCGGAGAGGAGUAAAGUUGCGGUGGAUUUGAGAACUCCGGUGAGAGAUCGGAGUGAUAGUAUGAAGACGAGUGAUCAACAUAGGUGGCCAGGUAGGUCAAAGUCAUUGAAUUCGAGUUUUUUGACACGAAGUAUGGAUUGUGGUAGUAUUGAUAAACCUAAAUUUGACAAGCCCAAAUUUGGAUCCGGAAGUGUUACUAAUUCAUCAAUGAAGAAGUCGGUGAUUGAUAUAUAUCAUAGAGCUAGAAUUGAAGCUAAAUUGAAACCUCAAACUGAUGAUGAUGAGCUAGCAUUGGCUUCAGAUAGUGAAAGUGUCUCUUCAGGGAAUACUUCAGGAACUCAUAAACUUCAAAUCCUGGAUCCGGCUCUGGGUCCGAAUGUACCUCAAGGACGAGCAGGUCCCCGUGGUAUAGUUGUGCCUGCUAGGUUUUGGCAAGAGACGAAUAACAGGAUUAGACGAGGGCCAGAACGUUGUUCGUCUGUGGAGAAAAAUGGUAAUCUGAAAGCAGUGGGAAAUAAGAAGUUUCUGAUUGAUAGCAGCCCUAAAACAGCACCUCGGGGUAUCCCACCUUCUAGAGGUUUAGUGUCUCCUCUUCGAGGGGGUUUAAGACCAGCGUCGCCAAAUAAGGCAUUGGUACCGCCAUCUGUUAAUUCUCCUUUAAGAGGGAUGCCAAGUCCUACAAGAACAAGAAAUGGUGCUGUGGGUUCGAUAUCUAAUAGGGAUAAUUCAUGUAUCAUGCCCUCAGUUUUGAGUUUUGCUGCUGAUGCAAGAAGAGGGAGGGUUGGGGAAAACCGGAUAGUUGAUGCACAUGAAUUAAGGCUUCUAUAUAAUCGGCACCAGCAAUGGCGAUUCGUCAAUGCGCGAGCAGAAGCUGCUCUAAGGGCACAGACAACAACAGCAGAGAGGAACCUGUACAAUGCUUGGUUAACUACUUUAAAAUUGCGGCAUUCUGUGAAGUCCAAAAGAGUUCAGCUGCAGCUGCUGCGGCAAAAUGUGAAGCUGCAUUCCGUCCUCAAAGGACAAGGGCCAUGUUUGGAAAAUUGGAGUAUGAUUGAUGGAGAGCAUUGCAAUUCAUUAUCAGGGGCCAUAUGUGCUUUGGAAGCCAGCACUAUCCGUCUCCCUGUUGUUGAAGGAGCUAGGGCAGAAGUUCAAAAUGUGAAAGAUGCUAUUUCUUCAGCCGUUGAUGUGAUGCAGGCGAUGGGUUCCUCAAUGUGUUCUUUGCUGCCGAGGGUAGAGCGGGUGGAUUUGAUGGUAUAUGAGCUUGCAGAUGUAGAGGCUAACGAGCGUGCUUUACUUGACCAAUGUAAAGAUCUCUUGUCAUCAAUGACGGCUCUACAGGUGAAGGAAUGUAGCCUGAGGACACAUUUAUUACAAUUAAAAGACCCGGUUUCUUGCUCAACAACGUAAGUGUAAAGCUGAUCUUUUUUUGACUGCUUAACGGAAAUGCUAACAUCAAAGGAGCUCUUCUUAACCAAACAAAGUGAUGGUGAUAUGACAAAUUGGUUUCUUUUGUAGCUAGAGUUACCUGAUUCAGGCUUGUGUAAUGCUGCUGCAAUUGCAUUUUGUAUGCAUCAUGAGUAGGAAAUUGCUGCUUUUAUGUUUCAUAGCAGCUUAUAUCUUUUGGUUUAUAGCUGAAACAUUUACAUAUGUAUAUAUACAUAUAUGUGUCCAUCGUUACAAAGUAUCCCAUCUUUUAUAAGUUCUGGAUGAAGUAGUAAAUGGUAAUUCUUUGCA